Rubroshorea leprosula is the source of this 1228-nucleotide messenger RNA. Lineage: Eukaryota; Viridiplantae; Streptophyta; Magnoliopsida; Malvales; Dipterocarpaceae. The record is from the annotation of a GenBank genome assembly.
CAGCAAGAUGAAGAUUCCUCCAUUUCAAGGCAAAAAUGAUCCAGAUGUGUACUUGGAGUGGGAAAAGAAGGUGGAAUUGGUGUUUGAUUGCCAUAACUACUCUAAGGAGAAAAAGGUGAAACUAGCAGCGGUGGAAUUUAUUGAUUAUGCUGUGGCUGUGAUGAGAAAACGGUUUGUUCCUAGUCACUACUACUGCGAUCUCUAUCAACGAUUACAGGGCCUUACUCAAAGGUCCAGAAGCGUUGAGGAUUAUCACAAGGAGAUGGAAAUCACAAUGCAUUAUGUGGAAUUGGAAGAUAUGGUGCAUAUGGUGGUGAAAGUAGAACGGCAACUCAAGCGUAAAGGAGCCACUAGCAGAACUGGGCAAAAUUCAGGUUCCUCAUCUUCUUGGAAACUGAAUUGGAGCAGAAAGGAAGAAAAUUCUGUUUUUAAGCCUAAAACUGCAGCAUCUAAGUCAAAAGAAGUUGGCAGCAAUGAGAAGAGUAAAACAGAUAAUAUGCAAGGCAAAAACCGAGACAUCAAGUGUUUUCGAUGCUCGGGAAGAGGGCAUAUUGCAUCGCAAUGCCCUAAUAAGCACACGAUGAUCUUGAAAGAGGAUGGAGAAAUUGAAACAGAGGGUGAAUCUGAUGAUGACUUUAUGCCACCAUUGGAAGAUGCUGAUGAUGGCAUGGAAUAUGUUGUUGAUGGAGAACUGCUUGUCACCAGGCAUACUUUGAAUGUGCAAGCCAAAGAAGAUGAUGAAGUACAAUGCGACAACAUAUUUCACACGAUGUGCCAUAUCAAAAAUAAGGUAUGUAGUGUGAUUAUUGAUGGUGGCAGUUGUACUAAUGUAGCUAGCACUGUUUUGGUUGAAAAACUUAAUUUACCUAUGAUGAAGCAUCCAAGGCCAUAUAAGCUGCAAUGGUUAAAUGAUUGUGGAGAAAUCAAGGUAAAUAAGCAAGUUCUGGUUUCAUUCUCUAUCGAACGAUAUAAGGAUGAGGUACUGUGCGACGUGGUUCCCAUGCAUGCUGGACAUUUACUUUUGGGGAGACCAUGGCAAUAUGAUAGGAGAGUAACACAUGAUGGCUUCAAAAAUCGCUAUUCAUUCAUCAUGGAAGGGAAAACAAUUACUCUUACACCAUUGAGUCCAAGGUAGGUUUAUGAGGAUCAAUUGAGAGUAAAAAAAGAGAGUGAGCUGAGAAAUGAGAGUGAGCUUGAAGGUAUGAAAAACAAAGGCGAAACAAUAGAA